AUGAUUAGUUCUUUUGUUAUUUUCUUGCAGGGAAAUCGAUUGCAGGCAGUAAUAUUUGAUAGAGAUAUUGAUCUACGCGAUGAUACACUGCAUGUUUUUCAAUCUUAUUAUAUAGGCAAUGCAUAUGUGAAAGCAAUAGAUCCAAGACACAAGAUAGAAGCGCAUCAAUAUCAAUGGAUAAUCAAUUCGAAGACAAUUAUUGAAAAUCUUGAAGAUGAUGAACCAGCACUAAAAGCUCCAGAAUAUAAUAUCAUCUCUUUCAAUGAGCUUGACGCUUAUAAGGAUACUGAUUCUGAAAUAGAUAUUUUAGCUGUUACAAUCCAAAUGAAGCCACCAAGAGAAGUCAACACUAUCCAUGGAAAGACAACAGUUCAAGAUAUACAAGUUAUUGAUGAAAGCCUGAAACCUUUGCGUUUAACAAUGUGGGCUCGAUUUGUUCAUGACGAGUGUCAACAAAUUUCAAACAUUAUUGCAGUAAAACCAAUAAUCCUUGGAACGCGAAUUAAAGUUGGUUCUUAUAAUGGUCUUUCUCUAUCAUCAAAACCAACAAGUGUUUUCAUCAUCGAUCCUCUUUUAGCACCUGCAGUUUCAUUACGUACAUGGGCAACACAAAAUGAUGGAUUGCUAGAAGAAAUCAUUGCCAAGAAUUUAGAUACAUCAAGAGGAUCAACUUCAACCAGUGCCAUGCAGACGAUAACAAAAAUUUCUGAGAUUACUGAAGUUAUUGAGUCCACAGAACCAAUAGCGAAACCAACAUUCACAGUUAAAGGAAAAUUUUUAUUACUCGACUUACGUCAGUUGUUCUGCUAUAUGUCCUGUGCAAAUUGUAAUAAAGCAACUGGAUAUGAUUAUAAUGAAAAAUUCUUGUGCUACAAUUGCAAAGAAAUGAGCAUCGGACAACCACGUUGUCGAGUCUAUCUGGAAAUAGAGGACGAUACUGGAUGCAUAUCAGUUGUUGUCUUUGGAUUGAUGGCAGAAGAAAUACUGAAUUCUACAGCUGUUGAUCUCUUUGAACACACAGGCGAGGUAAAAUAUAUGUUUAUAAAUUUAUUCAAAAAAAUUUAUUGCAUUAUGUUUUAUAUUUUUUUCAUUAUUAUAGGAGCAUCUAUCGUAUUUAGCAAACAUUGCAAGUACAGUUUCAGAAAAAGAAUGGAUUAUACACUUGCGCGCAGAAAUGAAUCAAUAUGGACGAUUACGCCAAAAUAAACUCAACGUGCUCUCUGCCGAAUCUAUAAAUCAGGCUACGUCAUAAACACUCUAAAUCUUUUUUUGUUAAACUUAUCACUAUUGUAAUUAUAUGUUUAAAUAGAACGCUGACUUGUAUGUAAAUUUUAUGUUUCUUUUUUUACUUUUAAGUUCAUAUAAACUUCUUACUGUUGUAAUUAUAUACUUAAAUAGAACGUUGACUUGUAUGUAAAA
Messenger RNA from Juglans regia (Persian walnut), 1419 nucleotides. RefSeq names its product replication protein A 70 kDa DNA-binding subunit B-like. The transcript has 7 exons. The coding region runs from base 1 to 1206 and encodes 401 amino acids. Lineage: Eukaryota; Viridiplantae; Streptophyta; Magnoliopsida; Fagales; Juglandaceae. The record is from RefSeq and is a predicted model, not a curated record.